GAAGAAGGUUUUUAGGGGACUUACCGGAAACCAAGUUUUUUUCACCCAUCAAACUCGUAACAGUGCUGAAGUGGAAAGAGGAAAAGAAAUUUCAGCCUUUGACACAGUUCCCUGUUUUUCAUCGUCAUGUUGGAUCUGAGAAAGUUGAGAAGAGGAGAAAUCAUCACUUUAAAAGCGAGAUAAAGUCCAGCGUCGAGUCCUUUCUGUUGCGCAUAACGGGAUUUCUGUUAUAUACAAAUUACAGAUCCAGUAUCAUGGAAGAUGGUGUGAAAGAGGAGACCGCCAAGCCCAAGGAGGUGAAAUGCGCUGGGAAGGCUGGUUGGUUGAAGAAAAGUUCGGGGAAGAUCUUGAGCAGCUACAAGGAUCGAUACGUUCAACUGGACCGAACUGUGAUUGACAUCUAUGAGAAUGAGGAAUUAACAACAUGUUUGGAAAAGUUGGACCUAGAGAACUACGAAAAGUGUCACGAGCUGAAGAGCACGUUCAAGAAGAAACAAAGGCUGGUACUAAUACGAAACCCCAAGAGUGGCAACAAGGUCCAAGAUGUCAAAUUUCAGGCACAGACCCCUGAAGAGAAAGAGGAAUGGAUCAAUGCAAUCUGUGAAGGAAUAAACAAGGCAAAAAAUAAAAUUUUUGAUGAGGUAAAAGUGGAGACCAGCACUUUAGAACAUGUUACGCGCUCUCGGCCCAAGGGGAAUCGUGAACGAAGACCACCAACAAGAAUACACAUGAAGGAGGUUGCAAAUGUAUCAAAUGAUGGAAUUUUAAGACUUGAUCUGGACGGAGAAGUUAUCGUGCUGAACGGAACGCAUUGCUUAAAUAAAGAUGGGGAUAAAGAAACCGAAACGUUGAAGCCGUCCGUGUCGCUGAAUGACAUUGCAGAGGAAGAGGAUGUUAAUGAAGAUACCACACCUCAGAAGAAAGUUAUAAAGCCACCAAUGCCGCCAUCAAAAGACAGCAAACCCAGUGAUAGCCAUAAGGACGAUGGGGCCCAAAGUGAGGCCCCAAAGAAGAUUCUUACACCACCCAUGCCUCCAUCAAAAGAAAACAAGCCCCGCAUCUCUUCUGUAGAGAGCGCCACUGACGAUAAAGUUGAAGGGGAGAACAGCAAUUCUGAACAAACCAAGAACGUCCAGCCUCCAGCUCCACCGUCCAAACAUAUGAAGCCCACCCAACCGGUUACUCAGAGUCAGGAGACCCAAGAGGAUCUUCAGGAGAUGGACGAUGAAGAUAUGGUAGAUGCUGCUCCAGAUGCUCAAAAGAAAAAUGAGGAAGAAGACCCGACGUUCAUUCUAUCCAAUAAGAUUAUAAAGCCCCAAGUGGUGAUGUGGGAUUCACCCACUACACCAUCAAAGGAACCACCGGUUGAACAAGAAGAGCAAAUUUCAUCGAAAGCGUCAGAUGACACUGAAAAAGUUACAACCUUGAUAGAACCUCAUCAGAUUAACGUGACACCACUUGCAACCUCUGAUUCUCUUAAAAAGAGUCCUGGACCUCCAGCUCCGCCCAAGAAGAAGCCUUUGAAGACAGCCGCCAAAACAGAAGAAGCUUCCCCGCAAGAUAACCUAACAGUCCUUACCACUCCGUCUUCGGAAAAAGUUUCGGAGCAGUCUAUCGAUAAAGUUGACAUUGGACUGACAACUCCAGAACCCAAACCUGAGCCAGGUGGUGAUAUUUCGGGUGAAGACAUAGAGGAGAAGUCUUUAGACAGCGGUCAACACUCAGGAGAAGAGUCUGAGAUCAGUGAACAGAUUACGGCUUCAACCGCAAAGUUGAAGGGAAGUUCCCAGGGUCUCGAUGGCGAGACGAGCGAAGAUGAUCUUGAUCCGCCUGACAGCAAAGCUGAAAUGUCGGAGAAGCCGUCCUUAGGAGCGCCUACCACCACUGAGAGCUCGACUCUCAACGCUCAUCCCUCACCGAGCAUCAAGUCCCUACACAUAACUGCACCCCUCAAGUGUUCCCCCAACGCCCGAUCCGCAUCCUUGGGAGACCUGCUGUCUGAAAACACUGAGAAAAAAGAGAUACAGCACGAAAGUGACGUAAAGGACUUGCAAAGUAAAGUGUCUUUUGAGAUGGCAGAGACAGAAGAGAUGCUGAGCGAAAUUGCGGCCGGACAGAGUAGCGAAACGGAUGGGGCGGCAACUCCUGAGAUCUUGCUCAACGCAGCGAUGGAAAAGCUCAGGAAAGCUGAGCAGUUCUUAAAGGAAGCCAGAAGUAUUAACAAAAACAACAGAUUAAGUUUGUAAUGGUAAGUAUUAGCAGCUGAAUUGCGUACUUCGUGUGCCGAAAACGCAACGCAUGCAAAUGAUCGAACGCAACUGUCAGUAUGUGAAUUGCCUUAGAGUUUGUUAAGCCUUAUUGCCUCUAUAUGAUGAUAGGCUUGCUACUUGCUGGUCAGUAUGUAUAUGCUACAAUUUCUUUUGUAAAUACACCAGCAAAAUCCACCAGCCAGUCAGCGUACUUGCACACUGUGGUUUUACCAUGCUUUACUCCAGUUUUACUUAUUGAAGCCUUUCUAUGUCUUAAUUCAUUUAGUUGCAUUUGGCACUUUGCUAUAUCACAUUUGAAGAACAAACCAAUUGAGUUAUAUUCAGAAUGUAGCAUAAAACAAAAUGUGAUCAGACAUCACAGUCAUUACCCCAAAUCAUUUGCACAUUACCCCAAUGUUAUGCUCUUGUAUGAAAACAGCGACAAAGAGGGACAUUUGGUGUCCAAAUUCAUAAUUUUCAUCUAUUUUGAGUUCAUAAUGAUUUGGUUUAAAGGGCACAUACAGUAUUACGCAAAAUCCACUUUUAUAAGGUGUUUGGACAUACAUGUGUGUUGACAGUGUGUAAACACAACAACCAUACAAUGAAAAAUAUCCAACCACUCCUUUUUUUAAUCCCCCUUAAACCAAAACAGUCUUAUUAGACAUGCCAUUCUUAUUCUCUUGUCAAUGUGACAUCACACUGAUAAAGCCACGCCCACGGCCACUGACUGACUGGUUAAUUUGACUCAAAAGCUUGUUUAAUGUGUACUAUUAUCUCAGACUGUAUUAUUCAGAUGUGUUUUUAACCAUAAGCACUCUGAGGAGCUGUAGCUCAUUUGCAUUUAAAGGUACACACACGAAAACAGCGCUUUUUUGCUCCCACCCAAAUAGGGGCUUUUUGGACAUGCUAUAAUAAAUUAUCUAUAGGGAAACUUCACAGACACAUUCUAGGCACACCUGAGACUCAUAUUACAUAUUGUACAAAUAUGCAUAAUAUGGCCCCUUUAAACAUAAUGGGAAUCAUAAGCUUAUGAUGACGAUUAAAUUAAACAUAGCAAUCCACAAUGUAUGGACUACCUAAUCUGAUAAAACAUCUCUGCUUUACUAUUUUUGCUACUUUGCUAUACAAAGUGUUGUACAGUUGUAUCUUAACCUUUAACACUGUGCUGCACUUCCUCAUAAACACCCCCCCCCCCAUAAAAACAACAAAACUUGAGAGCAUUUACACAUGGUAGCAUUGCGAAAGCUGAAUAAUAGUGAAAACAACAUGAGUUUAUAGUCUGUUUCUUGUUUUUUUUUUUUUUUAUAGUCGCAGCAGUUUAUUAAUAAUAUAAAGUUAAUAGCUGCCUCCUACCUGGCACAUAUGACACUCAGUUUCAUUAUGUAUAGCGGUAGACACCCACAAGUCAGAUGUAAUACAGUUAUUCUGGAUGAGAGUUUCAUUUCAACUUCGUCUUUCCCACAACAAGAAUAGGGAAGGUUACGAAGCACAGAUACUACAGACACAACAGAACUGAAAAUUGGACAUUUUCACCCAACCCACAACAACAUGUUUUAUGGUACAAUUUUGUGAUCGUGUAAAUAAUGUUUAAAAUAAACGACUUGGUUAAUUAAUAAAAAAA
Molecule: messenger RNA, 3870 nt
Organism: Misgurnus anguillicaudatus (oriental weatherfish)
Lineage: Eukaryota; Metazoa; Chordata; Actinopteri; Cypriniformes; Cobitidae
Source: RefSeq, a predicted model, not a curated record